CCUCUUACUCAUUUUCGGAUUAGCUUGAAGCCUAUAGCCUAUUGCAGCUGAGAACUGAGUUUGGCAUGCUCUGCUUUUUGUUUGCUGGGGCAAUCUCUCUUGGUCUAUACAGUGGUAGCUUUCAGUUAUAGGAACCCUUUUUAAAAGGAAACAAAGUAGCCAUGUCGGAGAAUCAAGUUGUAUUGGAAGUUAGCAAGGAGGAGAUCCAUGAAGCAAACAGCUCUGCUUCUCCUGAAAACCCAACUGCCGCUCCUGAAAGGAAGGAGACACUCAAUAGGUCAGUUUUCUCCAAACCCAAGUCUAGAUUUGGCUCUGUAUCCCCCACCAGUUUUUCCAGGACUCCAGUGCUCCGGUCUCCGGGCAGGGCUAAAGAGGCCAAUGAAGAGAGCUACAUUGGGCGGAUUAUAAUGUGGGUUGUUAACAAAAGGGUGUUCAUUGAGUGGAUUGUUUUCCUAUGCAUUCUAGGUGUUUUAGUGGCUUGUUUUACUGUAGAUAAACUAGAUCACCUUACAGUCUGGAGCGUCGAGUUUUGGAAAUGGUGUGUGCUGGUUAUGGUGAUAUUCCGUGGUAUGUUGCUAGCAAAAUGGUUUAUGCGGUUCACAGUUUAUGUAAGUAAGAGCAACUUUUGGCUUAGGAAGAAGAUGUUGUAUUUUGUUCAUGGGAUGAAGCAGUGUGUUCAGGUUUUCAUGUGGUUGGGUAUGCUUCUUCUCACAUGGCUAUUGUUGUUUGAUCAUGGAUCAGAGAAUUCCCACAAGAAGAUUUUGCACUAUGUUACGCGAAGUCUUGUUUCGAUUUUGAUUGCGGCAUUCUUGUGGUCACUUAAAACUCUGUCACUUAAGAUCUUAGCACUUAGGUUUUAUCUGCACACCUUCUUUGAUAGAACUCGAGAAUCCAUGUUCCAUCAGUAUGUUAUUCAGACACUCUCAGGGCCUCCGAUUAUGGAGAUUGCUGGAGUAGUUGAACUAUCUCCUUUCCGAUCGCCAAAGUCAGGACAAGAGGACAAUGUCAUUGAUAUAGGAAAGCUUCUGAAUAUGAAGCUAGAAGAGGUUUCUGCUAGGACUAUGGAGGUACUGGUGGAGGCGGUUUCUAGUUCUUCAGGGCUGUCCACCUUCUUGUAUUGGUUAGAUGAUGAAGAGGUUGAACAGAAGGAGAUCGCAAGUGAGAUGGAAGCAACUGCUGCUGCUUACCGCCUUUUCCAUAAUGUUGCUAAGCCUGGUUGCAGGUACAUUGAGGAUGAGGACCUCAUGAGGUUCAUGAUUCAGGAAGAGGUGGAAGUUGUGCUUAUGCUGAUUGAUGUAGCAGGAACUGGACGAAUUGACAGAAGAUCUCUAACAGAUUGGGUGGUGAAGGUCUACAAUGCUCGCAAAGGAUUAAUCCACAGUUUAACAGACACCAAAAAAGCUGUAAAGCAAUUGGAUAAACUUGUUACUAGCAUCUUGAUUGUCAUUAGCAUUUUAGUGUGGCUUCUUUUGGUGGAAAUAGCAACAACAAAAGUACUAGUCUUCCUCUCUUCGCAGCUCGUGUUGGCAGCUUUUAUCUUUGGAAAUACUUGCAAGAAUAUAUUUGAAGCUGUCGUGUUUGUUUUUGUGAUCCAUCCAUUUCAUGUUGGUGACCGCUGUCUUGUUGAUGGCGUUCUGUUAACUGUUGAGGAGAUGAAUAUCUUAACGACAGUCUUCUCAAAACAAAAUAAUGACAAGGUAUACUAUCCAAAUUCAGUUUUAUCCGCAUUACCAAUAAGCAAUUGUAAGGAUAAUUCAGAUACAGGAGAUGUUGUGGAGUUCUCCAUCACUUUCACAUCGGUGGAGAAGAUUGACAUCCUGAAAGAGAGAAUUAAAGGGUAUAUUGAGUUGAGACCACAAGAUUUGCAUCCAAAGCAUAACAUUGCGGUGAAUGAUAUCGAAAACGGGAACAUGUUAAAGAUGGCACUUUAUUUUAACUACAUUUUGAAAUCCCAAGAGUUUGGUGAAAAACAAUUUGAGGAAAAAACUAAGCGGAGGAGCCAGCUUGUCAUCCAACUGAUGACAAUUUUGGAGGAGCUAAACAUCACAUGCUCUUUGCAGCCGCCGCAUAAUUAAUGUCAGUGGAACUAAAUCUGAUGCUGGAUGGAGUCCAGCAUAAGUAUGCUUUGAGCCUAGGAUGUAUGUUGUUA
Messenger RNA from Argentina anserina (silverweed cinquefoil), 2149 nucleotides. RefSeq names its product mechanosensitive ion channel protein 10-like. Bases 162 to 2075 code for a protein of 637 amino acids. NCBI's taxonomy places the organism in Eukaryota, Viridiplantae, Streptophyta, Magnoliopsida, Rosales, Rosaceae. Gene Ontology annotation, molecular function: mechanosensitive monoatomic ion channel activity. Gene Ontology annotation, cellular component: plasma membrane. Gene Ontology annotation, biological process: detection of mechanical stimulus; transmembrane transport; monoatomic anion transport. The record is from RefSeq and is a predicted model, not a curated record. The transcript has 5 exons.